UAUUUCAACGCAUGCUUAAGAACCCAUCAAGCAGCAACAUGGCGCUUCUCAAUCGGAAAGCGUUUGAACGCAAGCUGCAGAAUAUGUCGUCCGCGCAGGACAGUGUGCAAACAGUUUCGCUGUGGAUGAUUCAUCACAAAAAGAAUGCCAACGAUAUGGCGAGUGUGUGGUUGGACCAGCUCAGGAAAGCUUCAAAAGCUGACCGCCGUUUGGUUUUGUUUUACUUGGCGAAUGACGUUCUUCAAAACAGCCGCAAGAAGGGGAAAGAGUUCAGUAAUGCAUUUACGAAGAUUUUGCGAGAGGCUAUGGUUCUUCUGAGCGAGAGUUCUAUUAAAGGAAGCGUGGAAAGAGUUAUAAAAAUUUGGGAAGAGAGAAAACUGUUCGAGAAGGAUUACCUCGAGAUUUUACGCAGCAAGCUAGCCUCAGGUGAUGUUACCAUUGUAAGCGAGAAAGUGAAAGAGAAAGCUAUUGAAAAAGAGAAGGAAAAGGUAGUGAAAUCACCAAAGCAAAAGAGGUUACCCCCUGCAGAUUUUAAGCCUUCUAAACUGGUAGAUGCACUGAAAGCUUUAAGGGAUUUUGAAGGAGAAGUUACUCUUAAAGAAUCUCAACUGAAUUCAUUGAGGAUUGAUGCGUCAGAUCUGGAAAGUGUUCGCCAAUUAAAAGAUCGCACAGGUGGUGGUAAAUUUUGUGAAGAAUAUGAGUUGGCUACCUCUAAGUUGCAAGAGUUCUCAGAAAUGCUGAGGCGUGAGCAAGAAGAGAGGAAAAAUAUGAUCAAAGUACUUGAAGAUGGAGAAGCUUUCUUUGAUGUUGCCUAUGGAGAAGUUAAAGUCAUUGUUCAUGCUUACAAGACCUUUGGAAAUCGCCUCACAUCACUAAAGAAAAAAGUUGAUGGCAAAGUGAACAGGCUCGCUCAGAAGGAAGCAGAGAAGGCAAAAACAGGACCCGUAACAGCACCACAAUCAUCAUUUCUCACAUCAGGCCUUCCCGAAGUUUCAGAAGGAUCAGCACCAUCAACUCCAACAGAAGGAACGAAGCCUAGCAACAAAUCUCUGGAGGAUGAGAAACCCAUCGAUCCAACUGUUGACAACAUUGAAGUUGCUGACAUGGAAAUUGAAGAUGAUUCAGACAGUGAAAAGUCAGAGACAAGUGAGGAGGCGAGUGUGGAAGAUGCCAAGGGUAGCAAUGUUCAAACACCUAACUCCACUGAAAGUUCUGAUUCUCAGCCAGCAAAAUCAACAGCCCAGGAAAGUACUCCAGCAAUUUCUCCAGUUGUCAGUGUAGCACCCACUCAACUGCUCACUCCAAACCAGGGUACUGCAAUGCCACUACAAGGAAGCAUUUUGCCUCAUCAGCCACAACUAGGUCCUCCUGUUCCAACUCCAGUCGGAGUGGUCAUUCGUCCUUUUAUGGGGGUACAAGGGGCUCCUUUUCCAGCUCCUGGACCUCAGUUCAGACCUGGAGUUCCUCCAAUACGGCCUCCUUCUGGCAUGACUCAGAAUCAGUUGAUGCAGCCGUCAGGACCCUUACCUGGCACAGGACAUGGGAUAAGGCAAGAGCAGCCAUUUCCACAAAUGGCAGGUCAAGCAGUGUUACUUCCUAGGCCGAAUGCACAACUUCCAGCUAAUAUGGGAACUUUGCAAGCACUUGGUAGCAGCUUUGUACACAGUCAAGCACCCCUGGCGGUUGCAGCAACAACAGUUGCAGCACCUCUUCAGGUCAUGACAAGUCCAGCCCCAGGAACUCAGAUACACCAAACCAUUGGAGAUCUUUCACAAGCAGGUGGAAUUAUUGGGUCGCCUGAUUCAGAGGCGUCUGCUCCGUCACCAGUUGGAUCACCUGAGUUACAUCUAGUUGAAGGUGAUGAGACACCAGAAACAACACCAGCUCCACUUGGAGAUGUGGACGUAAAAGACAACACUGGUUUUCAGACAAACAAAUCAUUCUUUGAAAGUGCUCUAAGUAACUCAGGAUCAGGCCUUUCUGGAGCACAGCCUGCAGCCAAAGCAUUUGUUCCAGCAAUUGUAUCAGAGUCAUCAUCUUCCAGCAGCACCCCUUCUGCUGCUGACCAGCUCGGAGGGCAGGAUGCUGCCUUGGUGAAAAAAGAUAAUGGACAAAAAGUCAGGGCUGUUGACCUAUUGGCUCAGUUGCUUAGUAGAGGAAGAAAAAUGCAGCAACAGUUUGAUGUGGAAGUCAGAUGUACAACUGUUGCUCCUACAGUUGUUUCUACUCCUGAGGCUCCUUUGGUUGCUCCGCAGCAAAAUUCUGAUACGCCUCAAAGUAAACCCCUUCUCUCUCUGAUUGACUCAUUAUUUCCAAAGCUGAGUGACUCUAUAAAAACGUUGAAACAGAAAGAACAAGUGGGUAGUUCACCUCAGCCAUCAUUUGAUCCUCCCGUUGAUAACGCUCCAAAGAGUGUUCAUUCUUGGCCAGCACCCAAUGAAGGCCAAUCUCAACCUCUUUCUAAUGUUGGACCGGAGCUGGCACAUCUCCAACAGUCAGAACCAAGAAGCACAUCGAAGAGAGGACUCCAAAGUAAUGAGGAUUUUGGACGAGAAUCAUCUAUGAACUUCUCUGAAGAAAGACAAAUGGGAGGACCGAUGGAAAUGCAGCCUGAGCCUGGAAAUAAAACAGGACUUGGUCGGAGAUAUGAUCACGUUGAUUCUCAGCCACUUGAGACACGUGAAGCGACACGACCAGGAAAUCUUUCCCGACCCGGCCCACAUUUUCCAGGUCCUUCAGUGAGAGGGAGUUCCCCGCGCUUCCCACAGGAGCGACCUUUUGAUCGUCCAGGCAACUUGUCACCUCGUGGAAUACCGCCAUUUGGACCGAGAGCACCAUUCCCACAAGCUCAUGGUCCCCAAUUUGAACAGGGAAGGGAUAGUACCGGUCCACCAAUUCAAAGGCGUGAUGGUCAACCAGAGAUGUCUGUGCAUGUACCUCUUGAUCAAGUACCUCAAGGUCAUUCUCUGAGAGGUCCUUUAAGGGAUGGUCAAACUCACAAACCUUUCGAGACCACGUCUAUUCCUCCGGAGCAUCGUCACGAACAUCAUCCACCUGGGAUGCCUAUAGAAGACGGAUUUUCUAAUGGCCCACGUAUGGCGAAGAGGCUAUCGACUGAGGGAGUUCCUGUUCAUCGACCUGAUUCCCGACGGUCACCACAUGAGCAGAUACCCAGAGGUGAUGCACCUCCUCCUCCACACCGUGUGACGCACCCGGGAACGAUGGAUGACGUUGAGCGGAGAAGAGAGUUCGAACGUUGGGAAGAACAUCGCAGGGAACCGUUCAGAGAUCAUGUUAGAGGACCAUGGGACUUCUCAUAUGACCACCCUGGUCAUCCCCCUCCGGGAUGGAGAGGCCCUCCUGUGUCACCCCGUGGUGACCCUAAUCGAGUGGACUUUCGUGAAGACGACCCUUCCCUGUGGACUUCAUUUGAAGGUCCAGGGAGGUCGCCUAGGUCUCGCGAAGGAUUCAGAGAAGGCCCACAUGACUUAAACAGAUUUCACGGUUAUGGACCUCCUGACAGAAGGCGUCAUUCUUUAGGAGAAUUUGAAAGUGUGCGAAUGCGUCCUCCCUUAAAAAGACCGGGGCCACCUCCGGUCCCAUUUCCAGGACCUUCAAAACGCCCUUUUUAUUAACCUCGUUUAGCAGUACGUUGUCUCUAACGGUUAUUGUUUCUUCUUUAUAAAUCUAGUGUUUGUGGAAAGCGUCAAUGGAAAGCGAGACAAAUUGAAUGCUUUCCAUUAAAGUCGACAUACAUGAGCCGGUUUUAAAAGGCCAGAAUAGUAAACUACUUGUUGGAAAGAAGAUGAUUAAUCUCACAACCUUCCUUCUUAUUCAGUUGCGUCUGAAUUUGCCCUCUCGAAUCGAUGACGUUCACUUGUAACUUUUUCUUUUAUGAUAGCGAAUAUUUUUUCUUUACCUUCUGUAUGCUUGUUACGCGAAUCAAGUUGUUACAGCUCAGUUGCUGAAAAUGAACAAAUGAAGUCCAAUUUCCCUAGUUGAGUGGUUGUCUCGUUUAGUAGUCGCGAUUUACCCUCUAAAUGUUCAUGAAUAAUAACUACCAUUCAUAGA
Messenger RNA from Stylophora pistillata, 4071 nucleotides. RefSeq lists its product as uncharacterized. Lineage: Eukaryota; Metazoa; Cnidaria; Anthozoa; Scleractinia; Pocilloporidae. Gene Ontology annotation, molecular function: RNA polymerase II complex binding. Gene Ontology annotation, biological process: mRNA 3'-end processing. The record is from RefSeq and is a predicted model, not a curated record.